Hirundo rustica (Barn swallow) is the source of this 1551-nucleotide messenger RNA. RefSeq names its product forkhead box N4 (gene FOXN4). The record is from RefSeq and is a predicted model, not a curated record. Gene Ontology annotation, biological process: regulation of transcription by RNA polymerase II. Bases 1 to 1551 code for a protein of 516 amino acids. The transcript is spliced from 9 exons. Gene Ontology annotation, molecular function: DNA-binding transcription factor activity, RNA polymerase II-specific; transcription cis-regulatory region binding. NCBI's taxonomy places the organism in Eukaryota, Metazoa, Chordata, Aves, Passeriformes, Hirundinidae.
AUGAUAGAGAGCGAUAUCCCGUCCAUAAUGUCAGGAAUCAUCAGGAACCCAGGGCAAAACCACCACCCCUCGCAGGAGUACAGACUCCUGGCUUCAGACCCGUCCCAGCUGAGCGAGGAUGAGCUCCCAGGGGAUCUGCAGUCCCUGUCCUGGCUGACAUCCGUGGAUGUGCCCCGGCUCCAACAGAUGGCCAGUGGGAGGAUGGAUUUCAGCCUGGGGGCCCAGAACGCCAUGCUCCAGCAGACAGGUGCUGUGGGGAGCACGAUGCACUCGACACCCGGAGCGAUGAUCCACGUCCAGGCCAGCCUCCCACAGGGAAUCCUGGGCCUCAAUUCCAUUUCGACACACGGAGCCAAUAUGAGCCCCUACGCCGUGGGUGGUCAGCUGUCCCCCGGUUUGCAAACACAGCAACAGCUCUUCCCUCCUCCCCCUCCUCCUCCUCCUCCUCCUCCUCCUCCUCCUCCUCACUCCCAGCAGGUGUUUGCCCUGGCCCAGAACCCCCAGCAGUGCAACCCAGCAGCGAUCUACAACACAUCCUACGGGACGCAGCCACACUAUCCCCAGCCACGCCUGGCUCCCCACUCUGCCCAGGAACUGCACCCAAAGCAUUAUCCCAAGCCCAUCUAUUCCUACAGCUGUUUGAUCGCCAUGGCGCUGAAGAACAGCAAGACCGGGAGCCUGCCCGUGAGCGAGAUCUACAGCUUCAUGAAGGAGCACUUCCCCUACUUCAAGACAGCCCCCGACGGGUGGAAGAAUUCCGUGCGCCACAACCUGUCCCUGAACAAGUGCUUUGAGAAGGUGGAGAACAAACUGAGCGGCACGUCCCGCAAGGGCUGCCUGUGGGCCCUCAACCCCGCCAAGAUCGACAAGAUGGAGGAGGAGAUGCAGAAGUGGAAGAGGAAGGAUUUGGCUGCUAUUCACAGGAGCAUGGCUAACCCAGAGGAGCUGGACAAGCUGAUCACUGACAGACCCGAGAGCUGCAGGCGGCCCAACAAGCAGGCAGAGCCCGAGGGGCCCCCCCUGGGCCGGAUCUCCGUGUCCCAGCUCCAGCCCCAGCCCAUCAUGACGCUGUCCCUGCAGUCCCUGCCCCUGCACCACCAGCUCCAGACCCAGGCUCGCCUGGCCCCCAACUCUCCAGCGCCUGCACAAACGCCUCCCCUGCACACCCUGCCCGACAUGAGCCACAGCCCCCUGCCCCACCACGCCAUGGGACGCGCCCCGGACUUCCCCAACGUGGCGGUGGACAUGAGCACGGAGGUGGACGCUCUGGAUCCCAGCAUUAUGGAUUUCGCGCUGCAAGGGAACAUUUGGGAGGAGAUGAAAGACGACAGCUUCAGCCUGGACACCCUGGGUGCCUUCAGCAACUCCCCCCUGCAUCUCUCCGACUGCGAGCUGGGCACGCCCGGCCUCACGCCCGUGUCCAGCGGCAGCGACCGCUCCUUCUCCGACCUGCAGGUCACUGGCCUUUACACCACCUACACCACCCUGGACAAUGUGGCAGCUGCUCAGUACAUGAACCCCCAAGGCAACAAACCCAUCCCUCUGCUCUGA